AGAUUGAAUACUGAUGAGGAUACAGCUCACCACAGUCCGCCCUUUAGCCUCGUCUGGAUCUGGAUCUUCUACCGGAACAGCAACCUGGACUAAAUACCAAGCAGGUAAGCAGCAUGGCUGAACCUGUGGAGAACGGCCCGAGUAAUUACAACAACACGGCCGAGCACGUAUGGGAGAGACCGUGGACACUGGAUGAGAUGCGAAACAACUGCUCCAACUGGUCUCUAGCUGCAGAUUCUGGGCUUUAUCUCUAUCUGCAAGACUUCUCCCAAUGGAUGUUGUCAAAGACACAGGAGAUUGAAAAGCAGUUGGAUGGUCUUAUUCGGGACACUAAAGCAACGGACAGCUGCCUACAUACUGUCUUUAAUGACUUUCUCAUGCUUUCAAACAUACAGUUCAUAGAAAAUCGGGUGUAUGAUGAAGAAGUUGAGGAGUCCGUACCAAAGCCUGAAGCCCAGGAGAAACGCCCUGAACAGGAAAAGACAAAAGAACAGAAAGAAUCUGAACUGAUACCUAAAGUUCAGGAGGCAGUGAAUUAUGGACUGAAGGUUCUGGAAUCUGCCUUUGAACAACUGGAUGUUAAAGUAGGGAACUCUGACUCUGAAGAUGAGGAGGCAGCUGAUCGAGUGGAACCUAUUCUAGAACCCAAGGAUCUGUAUGUAGACAGGCCGUUGCCCUACUUGAUCGGAUCUCAAGCCUUUAUGGAACAAGAUGAUGUUGGCCUGGGGGAUUUGUCUAGUGACGAAAUGUCUAUUGACAGCGAUAGGGACAUUGAAAGUGAAGAAGGAAAAGAUGAGGAGCAGGACUCUGAUGAAGAGUUUGAGCGGGAAGAGGAGGACCAGGCAAGCUUAAAGAAAAAGUUGUCUGUAGUCAGUUAUAAUAAUGAUGAGGAAGAAAAUGAAGAUUCAGAUUUAUUUGGAGAAUCCGACAAGGAUGAAGAUGAUAUCAGAGAGGAUGAUGUGGGCCCAACAUCAUUUGCCGAUGAGCUGGCUGCCAGAAUCAAAGGAGAUACACCAAGCAAACCAGACGCAGAUCGUGCAUCAUUGGCAUCAGGUCUGUCUGUUAGCAAGAAGAAGAGCAAAGGAAAGAAAUUACCAAAGACACAGGUGGAAGACGAUGAUGAAAUGUUUAAGCCUCCUGAAAUGGAUGAGGAUGAAUUUUCUCCAUUUGGAGGAAAGAAAGGCCUUUUCAGUGGUGGUACAAACCUGUUUGAUGAUGAUGAGGGUGAUCUAUUCUCUGAGGCACCCAAAAAAGAAAAGACUGAAAAGGAGCAAACAGUGUAUGAAACAACAGAGAGGGCCAAAACUAAGAAAAUACCCGCUGGUGCCGUUUCCAUUUUCCCAGACAACAGUCUGUUUGGCUCACAAAAUGGGCCUGCUUCUUUGGAGAGCAAAGAGAACGGAACCGCUGUUAAACCCAAAGUGCAGGCAGCUUCAGAACGGGCAGCACUAGGGGGCGGUCUCUUCGAUGACAAUGAUGACUUUUUUAGUGGGACGACUCCUAAAAAGUCUUCUACUGCUGCACAGGAGAAACCCAAACCUAAAAAAACUGCAGACCUGUUUGGAGGUGAUGAAAAUGAUGAUGAGGAUGGAGAUAUUUUUAAUGCAAGUUCUCGUUCUGCUGCUGCUGCUGCUCAGCCCAGCAAGAAAGCUGUGGGGAUGGAAAAUGCAGUACAUGCUUCUGAGAAAAAGAGUGUUCCAUCUCCUGAAGUGGUCAAACCUUUUUCCGUCUCUAAAACAGCAGAAAAAGCCCAGAGCACGGGUCUUUUUUCUGAUGAUGAAGACUCACAAAUAUUCCCUGCUAUGCCAAAAAGUCAGUCAAAGCCUGAAGGCCAAACUCAGAUCAAACAAAGCAAGUCAGCACACUCUAUAUUUGAUGACGAUGAUGAGGAGGAUCUGUUUUCUUCUGUGCCAAAAUCUGAAUCAAGUCGGAUCAAACCAGCAGCAGUUCAACCCAAAAAAACUUUGUCAAGUUCUCUCUUUAGUGAUGAUGAGGACCAGUGGAUAAGCUCUCAGCCCAGUACAGUAAAGCCAGAGGUGAAGAGUGGUGGAAUGAAGACCAGCACCAGUGCCCCCUCUAGGCUACCCGGUGCCAAAGCACCACAAAAGAAUAGUCUGUUUAAUGAUGAGGAUGAAGAUGAUUUGUUUGCAGCCACACAAGAGUCAAGUCAGAAAAAGCCUCAGCGAAUCGCCCUCUUAUUUGAGGAUGAAGAUGAUGCUGAAAAAGGGUCUCUGUUUGGUUUUAAACCACCUGCAGACAAAGGAAAUCCUGAAGUCAAAGUGCCUGCUGCUUCAUCCCAGGCUCCCUCCUUGUUCGGUUCAGAGGAGAAGCAAGAAGUGACUUCUGCUCCAGUGCAGAAAAAGGUUACAGAGGAAAAGCCUUCGGGUAAGGAGACAGAGCCAACCACAACAUCCCCUAACGAGAGCAACCUAAACAAGAAGAAGCCUGCUGGAGCUGUCAGCCUGUUUGGAGGGAUUAAUGUGCUUGGAGAUGCUGCCAAAACCACCAAGAACCAGGAUCCACUGGAUGACAGUGAUGAUCUCAACUGGAAUAAGGAAGCCCCACCACCCAUAGAUAGCAAGAAGCCAAAGGCCAAGAAAAACACAUUUAGCCUGUUUGAUGAUGAUGAAGAUAAGGAGGAACCUGAUAAUAUAGCUCCUGUUUCUAUAUCAGCCAAACCAACAGAGAAAACCACAUUAAAGUCUCAGGAGCAGAAAACACACACAAAGAGCACAGGUGUGUUUCAGGACGAAGAGCUGCUGUUCAGCCAGACGCAGCUAAGAGAUAAUGACCCAGAGGUGGACCUCUUUUCCACCUCAGCUAAACCCUCAGCUCCUCAGCCAAGCUCAGUCAAGCCUUCUACCGCUCCUGCAUUGUUUGCGGAGGAUGACGAUGAUGACCUGUUCAGCUCUGCGAAACCAAAAGCUCCUCCGAAAGUACCAGUCAAGCCCAGUAAGCCUAAAAACGAUGUUGCUGAAAAGGUUUUAAGUACAGCGCAGUCACCUGAGAAUGAGAAGCCUGCGAGCACUGUAAAACCUAAAGAAACCACCUCCAGGAUCGGAAAACUCCAAGCUACUUUGUCUAUCAACCCUGCCAGCCUGAUGCCAGGAGCAGGGCCACGGAUUCCAGGAGCUGUCAGCGUAAUCCCCGGCCUGGCACACGCCCCUUCAAUUGGAGCUGCAGGAUCCAUAGAGCCCCAGACUGCUCUGGGUGAAGGGGUGAGCUUUGACACGCCAGCUCAGGCCUCCACACUACAAAGUGCCAAUAAGGAUCGUGUUAAGGGCUCAAUGCGACGGCGGCCUCAGACACGAGCAGCGAGAGUCUUGGCGGCCCAGCGAUCUGAAGAUGCAUAUUCAGGCAGCCAGGAGGAGAACUCUAAUCAGGCUGGUUCUGGAGCCAGCUUUAAUCCUCCUUCUAGUUCAGUCAGGCCCUCCGCUCUUACCUUACCCAUAAGCACCGGCAACACCUCAGCACCUGCUCUGACCCCUUCUGAUGAGACAGUCAGACCCAAGAUUCCCCCACCUGCUCAGGAAGAUUUGUUUUCCUCAAAGGAUCUAUUUGCACCAGUCUCAGCCCCUAAACACACUCCUUCUCCACAACCUAAAACGACACCCUCCGACACGAUUUCCAAUAGUGCCUCCAAGGAAAAGGAGUCAGCGCCACCCAUCUUGGAUGAUGACGAGGAUCUUUUUGCCACAGUCAAGCCGAAGUCAGUUAAGAAAGCAAGUGCCAUGCCUUUCCUUAAUGAUGAUGACAAUGAUGACAUAUUUGGAUCAGAGAAGAAGAAGGACUCGAAGACACUGGGCAUUUCUAGUAAAUCAGACAUUUUCCAGGAUGAAAAAGAAACACAGUCCAAAGUUGUUAAAUCUAAAGAAGCAUCCUUGGAUGUGAGUCUGUUUGAUGAUGAUGUGGACAUUUUUGCUGAUUUGACCUCCACAACGAAGCCCAAGGAAAAGAAAGUAAAGAAAAAAGUGGAAACUAAAUCAAUAUUUGAUGAUGACAUGGAUGAUAUUUUUUCAUCUGGAAUCACAAAACCAGUAGUGGCCUCAUCUUUAAAGAAACCUAAGAAGCCCACACAGGAAAGCAGCUCAGCAGAGGAAUCGGGGAUCAGUAUUUUUGAUGAUCCCCUUAAUGUGUUUGGUGGAAAUUAAGUAUCGGAGAAAUGUUAGUGUUGUAAUUGUGUAGAGAUGUUUAUUGAACGGACAGAGACUAAAUUUUACUAAAUUAAUACUGUUAAUAGAGACUUUAUACAUUUUGAAAAAUCUGAAAACUUAUAAUGGCAUCUAGCAACUCAUUCUUAAUCAGUAGCUUAUAGCUUCAUAAACUAGAUUAAUAGUAAACUCAAGUAACUUCUAACAGCAUCUAGACUCAUUUCUGAUCAGUGGGAUAAAGCUGAAGUGCUAUUCAGAAUAACUGUUGGUUUUAUUUGUACUUUAAAGCACUUUUGAGAUGAAUGUAUCAUUUACAUUUACAUUUUCAGCAUUUAGCAGACGCUUUUAUCCAAAGCGACUUACACAGUGAGCGGAACACGGUGAGCAAUUGAGGGUUAAGGGCCUUGCUCAGGGACCCAACAGUGGCAACUUGGUGGUGGCGGGGCUUGAACCGGCAACCUUCUGUUUACUAGUCCAGUACCUUAACCACUGAGCUAUCACUGGCCCCACUGGUAUCACUUGUAAAUGCAUUGUAAAAUCAGAUUGAUUUGAUUGUAACUGUGUACAUUCCUCUCACACGUUAUGGUUCAUUUUUCUCUUGCAUCAGUUUUUGGUGUAUUAACUGUUAGGUCAGCAUUAAUUCUUGUUUAAUGCUGUUUUUUAAUGUUUUUGUGUUGCAUGUUAAAUCAUUUUGUAAACUAAAGAAAAUAUAUUUUAUGAAAAUUAA
Trichomycterus rosablanca is the source of this 4878-nucleotide messenger RNA. It is a transcript of the gene washc2c, whose product is annotated as WASH complex subunit 2C. The record is from RefSeq and is a predicted model, not a curated record. Bases 114 to 4151 code for a protein of 1345 amino acids. NCBI's taxonomy places the organism in Eukaryota, Metazoa, Chordata, Actinopteri, Siluriformes, Trichomycteridae. Gene Ontology annotation, cellular component: nucleus. Gene Ontology annotation, biological process: chromatin organization. The transcript is spliced from 31 exons.